UGUAAAUGCAUCAUAAACAGACAGCCCAGAAUGAAGAAAGCAAGCAGGAGUGUUGGCUCAGUGCCCAAAGUGCCUGGAGUAAAUAAAACUCAAGCAACUGAGAAAGCCAAACCAGAAAACGGCUCCUCAGUGUCUGCAGUAACAAAACUCUCCAAAACCGGGACAGCAGCAUCUCUUUUGAAGACUAAGAGUAAUGAUGACCUCUUAGCAGGGAUGGCUGGUGGCGGUGGAGUGACAAUAACCAAUGGUGUCAAGGCAAAGAAGAGCACUUGUGUAUCAACAGCAUCUUCAACUUCAGGGACGACCAUGAACAGUCUGGAAAAUAAACCCAAAACUAUUGCAGGUACAAGUUCCACAACUAAGCGUAGCGCUUCAUCUGGAAAUAAAGAGUCAAGCUCUUCUAGAGAAAGAAUACGCGAUCGUUCUCGUUUAAGCCAGAGCAAAAAGCUGCCUUUGACUGGACAGGGGACCAAUGAUACGGUACUGGCAAAACGCUCCCGUAGUCGCACCAAUCCAGAAUCAGAUAUUCGAAUGAGCAAGUCCAAAUCGGACAAUCAAAUCAGUGACAAAGCUGCACUGGAAGCAAAGGUGAAUGAUCUUUUGACAUUAGCAAAAACUAAAGAUGUGGAAAUCUUGCAUCUGAGGAAUGAAUUAAGGGAUAUGCGUGCUCAGCUGGGACUGAACGAAGAUCAGCUUGAAGGUGAUGAAAAAUCUGAAGAAAAAGAGGCCAUUGUUGUUCAUCAGCCAACUGAUGUAGAGUCUACAUUGCUACAGUUACAGGAGCAAAACACUGCCAUCCGAGAAGAGCUCAACCAGCUGAAGAAUGAGAAUCGAAUGUUAAAAGACAGACUAAAUGCAUUAGGCUUUUCUCUGGAACAAAGGCUGGACAACUCUGAAAAACUCUUUGGCUAUCAGUCUUUGAGUCCAGAGAUUACAGCAGGCAACCACAGUGAUGGUGGGGGUACUCUGACGUCUUCAGUGGAAGGUUCUGCUCCUGGAUCAAUGGAAGACUUGUUAAGUCAGGAUGAAAACACUUUGAUGGACAACCAACAUAGUAAUUCCAUGGAUAAUUUAGACAGUGAGUGCAGUGAAGUUUAUCAGCCACUGACAUCAAGCGAUGAUGCCUUAGAUGCUCCAUCGUCUUCAGAGUCUGAAGGUGUACCAAGUAUAGAAAGAUCUAGGAAGGGAAGCAGUGGCAACGCAAGCGAGGUGUCCGUAGCUUGUCUGACAGAACGGAUACAUCAGAUGGAAGAGAAUCAACACAGUACGGCCGAAGAGCUCCAAGCCACACUUCAAGAGCUUGCAGAUUUGCAACAAAUAACACAAGAGCUAAACAGCGAAAACGAAAGACUUGGAGAGGAAAAAGUAAUCCUUAUGGAGUCUUUGUGCCAGCAAAGUGACAAGUUAGAACACUUCAGUCGUCAGAUCGAGUAUUUUCGGUCCCUGUUAGACGAACACCAUAUUUCAUAUGUAAUUGAUGAAGAUAUGAAAAGUGGUCGCUACAUGGAAUUAGAGCAGCGUUAUAUGGACCUUGCAGAGAAUGCUCGGUUUGAGCGAGAGCAGCUCUUAGGUGUUCAGCAGCAUUUGAGCAACACUUUGAAGAUGGCAGAACAAGACAACAAGGAGGCCCAAGAAAUGAUAGGGGCAUUAAAAGAACGAAAUCACCACAUGGAACGGAUUAUUGAGUCGGAGCAGAAAAGCAAAACAGCGAUAGCGUCUACCUUAGAGGAGUACAAAGCCACAGUAGCCAGUGACCAGAUUGAGAUGAACAGGCUGAAAGCUCAGUUAGAGCAUGAAAAGCAGAAAGUGGCUGAGUUGUAUUCUAUACACAACUCUGGAGAUAAAUCAGAUAUACAAGAUUUGCUGGAGAGUGUCAGGCUGGAUAAAGAAAAAGCAGAGACAUUGGCCAGUAGUCUGCAAGAAGAGCUGGCACACACUCGCAAUGAUGCCAAUCGAUUGCAAGAUGCCAUUGCUAAGGUUGAAGAUGAAUACAGAGUGUUCCAAGAAGAAGCCAAGAAACAAAUUGAAGAUCUCAAUGUGACUCUAGAAAAACUUCGGACAGAACUGGAUGAAAAAGAGACUGAGAGAAGUGACAUGAAAGAAACUAUCUUUGAGUUGGAGGAUGAAGUGGAGCAGCAUCGUGCUGUGAAGCUUCAUGACAAUCUGAUCAUAUCUGAUUUGGAGAAUACCGUUAAAAAACUUCAGGACCAAAAGCAUGACAUGGAAAGAGAGAUAAAGAAUCUUCACAGGAGACUCCGGGAGGAGUCAGCAGAGUGGCGUCAGUUCCAAGCUGAUCUCCAGACUGCAGUGGUUAUAGCAAAUGAUAUAAAGUCUGAGGCCCAGGAAGAGGUAGGAGACCUGAAGCGUAGAUUACAUGAAGCUCAGGAGAAAAAUGAGAAGCUCACUAAAGAGUUGGAGGAAAUAAAGUCACGCAAGCAGGAAGAGGAGCGUGGUCGAGUGUACAACUACAUGAAUGCUGUAGAGAGAGAUUUGGCAGCUCUAAGACAAGGAAUGGGCCUGAGUCGCAGAUCAUCCACCUCCUCAGAGCCAACUCCCACUGUAAAAACACUCAUCAAGUCAUUUGACAGUGCCUCCCAAGUUCCCAGCCCUGCUGCUGCCACAAUUCCUCGUACUCCCCUGAGCCCAAGCCCCAUGAAAACUCCUCCAGCUGCGGCUGUAUCCCCUAUGCAGAGGCAUUCUAUAAGUGGACCAAUCUCAGCUUCGAAACCCCUUGCUACGCUGACAGACAAAAGACCAAGCUAUGCUGAAAUCCCUGUUCAGGAACAUUUGUUGAGAACAUCUUCUACCAGCAGGCCAGCAUCUUUGCCAAGAGUACCCGCUAUGGAAAGUGCCAAAUCUAUUUCUGUCUCUCGAAGAAGUAGUGAAGAAAUCAAGCGGGAUAUCAGUGCACCUGAUGGAGCAUCGCCAGCAUCUCUCAUGGCAAUGGGUACCACCUCACCACAGCUGUCACUCUCAUCUUCUCCUACGGCAUCAGUCACCCCUACAACCAGAAGUCGAAUAAGGGAAGAGAGGAAAGAUCCCUUGUCUGCCCUAGCAAGAGAAUAUGGAGGAUCCAAGAGAAAUGCCUUGCUGAAGUGGUGCCAGAAAAAAACAGAAGGCUAUCAGAAUAUAGACAUAACAAACUUCAGCAGUAGCUGGAAUGAUGGCUUGGCUUUCUGUGCAGUCCUCCAUACUUACCUCCCAGCCCAUAUUCCCUAUCAAGAACUAAACAGCCAGGACAAGAGAAGAAAUUUCACUUUGGCUUUUCAGGCAGCUGAAAGUGUUGGUAUCAAAUCUACUCUGGACAUCAAUGAAAUGGUGCGAACUGAGCGUCCGGACUGGCAGAAUGUCAUGCUGUAUGUUACAGCAAUUUACAAAUACUUUGAAACCUGAAACCCUAAUAAUUCAACCAAUCCAUGGGACAGAACCAACAUGAGCUACCAGAUCGAAAUAUUACCGAAAUGCUAAUCCCUGUUUCACUGAGAAGUGGCAACAUUUGAGUCCCCUCAAAAUUCAGUGACACUACCCUGGAUUGUCUCAGAUUGCUUCAGCUACUAAGCCUGGGAACAACUGUUUAAAAGCAAGAAUUUGUUGCCAGAGUGCUUGGAAUAAUCCAAGUUAUUAAGCUAUUCAGAUUAAUUAUGUAGCCUAAAGAGCCUGGACUACUUAUGUGCUGCCUUUCCAGCCAGACUUUCUGAAGCUUUCUUUCCUAGGAGAGUGAGAUGAAUGGACCCUCCAGCAUAUAGGAGACUGAAUGUACAGCUAAAGCUUUGAGAAGGAAAAGGAUAACAUGGCAUUGUGUUACUGAACUUCCUGUAGCAUCCUGAUACCACAGAGUCUGAAUAUUCUACCCACAGCAUAUGGCACCCC
Opisthocomus hoazin is the source of this 3870-nucleotide messenger RNA. The record is from RefSeq and is a predicted model, not a curated record. NCBI's taxonomy places the organism in Eukaryota, Metazoa, Chordata, Aves, Opisthocomiformes, Opisthocomidae.